GAAGCAACAACAACAACGGAUGCACCACAGCUCCGAUUCCUCCCAUCGCUCAUUCCCAAGGUCACAUCACCAUAAAGAACCAACCAUGUCAGCCUCAUCCUACCCAAUGACCCAUAUAGGUGCCAAACCUUUUAAUCAUUCUCAGAGCGGAGAUGCAGAGGCGGAAUACGAUCGAUUGCGAGAUCUUGCGCGACAGGAAGCUGGAAAGCGAUCGUCGUGUUUUGACAAGGCACAUCAAGCAUACGAGCGUGGAGAUGGUGCUGCGGCGCAUCAGUUGUCGGAAGAGGGGAAGCAGCACGCGGCGAAGAUGGAUCAGUACAAUAAGCAGGCGUCUGAUUAUAUCUUCCGGGAGAACAAUUCGCAAGGACGAGUCCCGGACGAUACGAUUGAUUUGCAUGGGCAGUUCGUAGAGGAGGCGGAGCAAAUUCUGGAGCAGAGGAUCAGAUACGCGCAGCAGAAUGGGCAGACGCAUCUGCAUGUCAUUGUGGGCAAAGGCAAUCACUCCGUGAACCAUAUCCAAAAGAUCAAGCCCCGAGUCGAGCAAGUAUGUCAAGAACUGGGGCUCCAAUACUCGACCGAGGACAAUGCGGGACGCGUGUAUAUCAAUCUCCAAGGUGGACCAGCAACCAUGCCUCCUGCGCAUAGUUACCAGCAAGGAGGGCAACAGGGAUAUCAGGGACCCCAAAGUGGCCAACAUCAGCAACAAGGUGGAUAUCCUGGCCAGCAGCAAGGAGGCAAUUACCAAGGUGGUAAUCAACAAAAUAAUGGCCAGAAUGAUGAACUGGAGAAGUUGGCUAUGAAGAUGUUGCCCAGGAUAUUGAAGAAAUUGGAUGGGUGUUGCACGGUCAUGUAAUUGGAUAUGUUGGACUUAUGGGUAAUGUGUUAUGAUGGAUGGUUGGAAAUAGAUGUUGUCAGGUUUUUAGACCUUGGAUGAACUGUAUAUUUUUGUACAGUACAGUCAUGACAGCUUGAAGGAAUGAGAGAUCUGGGAGCCAGGUCAAGUGUUGUGUCUUGGCUCUGGUGCAGCUCAAUCAAUAUUCGAGGGGAUGCUGCCACAUCGGGCGAAGUGUUGGAACAAAAUGCUGAGAUUAACUUUGUGCUCGAGGUCUCAACGUCUCAUUGUACCAGGAAGUUUUGGUACAUUGAUGCGAUA
This is a messenger RNA of Hyaloscypha bicolor E, 1153 nucleotides long. Its product is annotated as DUF1771-domain-containing protein. Bases 86 to 853 code for a protein of 255 amino acids. The transcript has 4 exons. The record is from RefSeq and is a predicted model, not a curated record. Lineage: Eukaryota; Fungi; Ascomycota; Leotiomycetes; Helotiales; Hyaloscyphaceae.